AUGAAGCUUGGGGUGCCUUCAGCACCCCAAAGGCUGGUGACACAAACACUCCUCUUCCUGGCUUUCCUGAACCGCCGCUCCCUGCAGAGACCCCUGGCGGCCGAUGGCGAAGGGAUGAGCGGGGAUGACGGGCACCAAGGGAGCCCUGGGCUCAUCCAAUGUGGAGAAUACAGCAACCAGGUCCUGCCCAAUGGCAGGUGCAAGAUCAUUGCCACCUUGCCACAACUGGACCAGCAGAGGUGCCCCGACAUGUUCCGUUGCACGGACGAGGUCUCCUACUGGCUCCACGAGAACGAGGAGAGGAAGCAGCAGAUCCUGGAGCUGCGGGAACUCAUCUCAGAGCUCCAGGAGGAGCUGAGGAACCACCGUCACCGCAUCAAGAUUUUGGAGCUGCAGCAUGAAGAGAAGUCCAGCCGCAACGCCACCGUGGAGCAGCGCGUUCAGGAGCUGGAGCAGCACUACCACGAGGCCAGCGCCCUGCAGCACAUGCAGGCCACGCUCCUGUACGACAUGCAGGCCCAGGUCCACAAUGUCUCCCUGCUGAUGGACUGGGUGCGGCACAACCCAGGCUGCCUGGUCCCGGUGGAGAUGCGGCUCCAGCAUGAGAUGCACUACCCAGAUGUGAAGCAUGCCAAGAACUGCCCCAUCGAUUGUGCCUCCAUAUACUACAACGGGGUCCGGCGGUCGGGCAUCUAUAGCAUCAUGCCAUCCGAUGGAGGUUUGCCCAUUGAAGUGCUGUGCGAGAUGGAUGUGGAAGGUGGAGGCUGGACCGUCAUCCAGCGGCGUCAGGACGGCACGGUCAACUUCAACCGGACGUGGAACGAGUACAAAGACGGCUUUGGGGAGCUGAGCAGUGAAUUCUGGAUGGGCAACGAAAACAUUCACAAGAUCACCAGCCAAGGGGACUACUCCCUCCGCAUCGACCUGGAAGACUGGAACAAUAAGCACAAACAUGCCUUUUACCAGCUGUUCAGCAUUGAGAACGAGGUGAAUUACUACCGCCUCCACGUGGAGGGCUUCAGUGGGACGGUGGAGGAUUCCUUCGCCUGGUACCACAACAAGAGGAGCUUCAGCACGCCCGACUCGGGGAAUAUCUGCGCCGCCAUCUCCCACGGAGGCUGGUGGUACCACCAGUGCUUCUUCUCCAACCUCAACGGCGUUUACUACAAAGGUGGAAGAUACUCUCUGAAGAACCGCAAGAUUCUUGGCCCCGAUGGAGUGGUCUGGUACACGUGGAAGGACACCGAUUAUUACUCCCUGAAGAAAGUCACAAUGAUGAUCCGCCCCCGCACGUUCCGCCCCCACCUCUCUCCGUGA
Lacerta agilis (Sand lizard) is the source of this 1317-nucleotide messenger RNA. RefSeq names its product angiopoietin-related protein 7-like. The transcript has 6 exons. The record is from RefSeq and is a predicted model, not a curated record. Bases 1 to 1317 code for a protein of 438 amino acids. NCBI's taxonomy places the organism in Eukaryota, Metazoa, Chordata, Lepidosauria, Squamata, Lacertidae.